CAUUUUGUUGUUCAUUAGCCGUUUAGCAUCGUAACGGCUGCUUUGUCAAUCAUAUUAUUAUUAUUUAUAUAUUUUUUUAUUUAUUUCUGGUCCAAAGUAUCAUAAAUAACAUCAUGUCUACUGUCAAAGUGUGGUCAAGAUUUACAGCGCAUAAACCUGGUGGAGUGAUAGUGAAACUACGCAUUCAGGAUUUGAGUGAACAUCAACAUGAAGAAUUGUUAGAUUUUUUUGAGAAAUAUUUUAUCUGCGACGAGAAUUUCCUGAAAGGAUCUGGUAUUUACAAAAGCAAGGAUGCCAAAGAGGAGUUCAGAUUUAUAUUUUCUCAUUUAUUAAAAGAUAACAAAAUGCAUUCUGUAGUAUGUUGCCCAGAUGAAGGUUCUGGUCCUCAGCCGAUUGUGGGAUUUUCGGGUAUGUACCUAGAAACAGAAGAACACAGUAAGGUCGUGGAAGAAUCACAGAUUCAGACACCUGAAGUGAAGAAGUUAUUUCAUAUCUUAACGACGGCAAAUGAUUUGUUUAUAGCAACAGAAAAGCUUGGAAUAAGUAAAUACUAUAGUGGGAGAGGUAUAGUGGUACAUCCAGAUUAUAGAGGUCUUGGGAUUGCAAAAGAAAUCGUUAAAGGAAGGCGAGUCAUCAGCAAGGAGCACGGAGCCCAGGCGACGGGGGCGUGGAUGACGUCAUUAGGUACCCAGAUCGCAGCAGAACGCGACAGAUGGGAAGUCGUCUACCAAAUGCCUUUCAAAAAAUUCGGCGAGAUGGUGGAUAUUGACUUCGACGCCGCACCGCCUAUACUUAAGAUGAUGGUCGCUAGAGUGGCUGAAUAAAUUCUUUCUUUAUUA
Molecule: messenger RNA, 839 nt
Organism: Pectinophora gossypiella (pink bollworm)
Lineage: Eukaryota; Metazoa; Arthropoda; Insecta; Lepidoptera; Gelechiidae
Exons: 4
Coding region: 114-824 (236 amino acids)
Molecular function (GO): N-acetyltransferase activity
Source: RefSeq, a predicted model, not a curated record